Oppia nitens is the source of this 1042-nucleotide messenger RNA. Its product is annotated as vesicle-fusing ATPase 1-like. Gene Ontology annotation, biological process: Golgi to plasma membrane protein transport; intra-Golgi vesicle-mediated transport; SNARE complex disassembly. Bases 34 to 921 code for a protein of 295 amino acids. Gene Ontology annotation, molecular function: ATP binding; ATP hydrolysis activity. NCBI's taxonomy places the organism in Eukaryota, Metazoa, Arthropoda, Arachnida, Sarcoptiformes, Oppiidae. The record is from RefSeq and is a predicted model, not a curated record. The transcript has 3 exons. Gene Ontology annotation, cellular component: Golgi stack.
AUAUUGACGUGGUAUAUCUUUGUUUAGUAAAUAAUGACUAAUUAUGAUCAAUGUCCGACUGAAAUGAUGGCGAAAAUCAAUAAGAUUUUUAUUAAUGAAACAAAUGAAAUAUAUAAAGUAUAUGAAUGGUUAAUGGAAAGACCCGAUAUAUUAAGUAAUAAAAUACUUAACAAUGGUCUUAUUGAAUGGGGGCGACCAUUUGAAAAAGUGCUGGUCGAUUCUAUGGCAUUUGUAAAUGUAGUCAAAUCUGCUGAGUCAUCGCAAAAUUUAGUCAGCAUUUUGUUGGCAGGUUCGGCCAAUGCUGGCAAGACAGCAUUGGCCGUCAAAUUGGCCUGCGAAUCAAACUUUCAAUUUUUCAGACUAUCUUUGCCCGAAAAUAUUCUCGGCUUAACUGAAACGGCUAAGUGUAUGCAUAUACGAAAAGUUUUUGAAGAGGCAUACAAACGGACAGAAUCGUGUAUACUGGUCGACGACAUAGAAGAUCUAGUAGAGUAUUGCGAUAUUGGAGCCGGUUAUUCAAACCCAGUACUCCAAGCGUUGCGUUUGUUGCUAAAGAAAAAGCCGCCGACGGGUAGGAAAUUAUUGAUAGUGUGUACCACAAGUCGUCGGGAUGCAUUAGAUCAGAUGAAUCUGUUGACAUCGUUUACCACUGUCAUCACUGUACCCAAUCUGACUAAAAGCGAACACUUGGUCCAAGUGUUGUCAAAUCUGACCGAAACCAAUAACAAUGGUAAUUCGGUUUGUUUCGAUGGCAGCGAGAUAUCCUGUAUUGCGAAGACUAUAUUUCAGUGGCCGCUUUCUAUUGGUAUCAAAAAAUUGUUGGCUUUAAUCGACUGGGCCCGACAGAUAGACCCAUCGAUUCGUGUGACGAAAUUCUUGGCCAAACUCGAGAAAGAUAUGGCCAUUAUUUCAGGGGAAUGAUUGCGACAAUUAAUGGAUAUCUGUGUCUAUGUGUGUGUCUGUCUUCAAUUGACUUCACAAUUGUCAUAUUUUUUUACGUCUUGAUAAUGACUUGUUAUAUAUAUACACACACACAAACAGA